Gadus morhua (Atlantic cod) is the source of this 3387-nucleotide messenger RNA. It is a transcript of the gene syk, whose product is annotated as spleen tyrosine kinase. Gene Ontology annotation, cellular component: cytoplasm. The record is from RefSeq and is a predicted model, not a curated record. Lineage: Eukaryota; Metazoa; Chordata; Actinopteri; Gadiformes; Gadidae. The coding region runs from base 328 to 2187 and encodes 619 amino acids. The transcript is spliced from 15 exons. Gene Ontology annotation, biological process: intracellular signal transduction; protein phosphorylation. Gene Ontology annotation, molecular function: ATP binding; non-membrane spanning protein tyrosine kinase activity.
AGCACUUUAUAAACUGCAUAACUUGCUAUGAGUUGCAGUAUUACAGAGGUUUUUCAGAAACUGGAAUUGUUUGUCACAUUCCAGGAAUAAAGAUUUUUCAAUUCAUAUUUUCAGUAAAGGCUAUUUGUUAUGCAACAGAAUGCAAAGUGACCUAUUCACAUCCUGUUCUGGUGGAUGACAGUUAAGUGCAACAGUUAAGGACUGAAAGUGCACUACAAAGGAGUACCAGUGUCUGACAAGAAAGUACAUAGUCAAAGGCAAUUUAUCGAGUGGAGUCCAUUGAAAACAGCUAAAAGGAGGGAUUCGGGGACUACGUCCAUCGCCAAAAUGGCCGACAACGUGAGCUCCCUGCCCUUCUUCUACGGCAACAUCACCCGGGAGGAGGCGGAGGGUUACCUACGCCAGGGAGGCAUGUCCAACGGCUCCUACCUCCUGAGGCAGAGCCGCAACUACCUGGGCGGCUUCGCGCUCUCCGUGUCCCACGUGCACAAGUGCUACCACUACACCAUCGAGCAGGAGGCGGGCAACACGUACGCCAUCAUCGGGGGCAAGAGCCACCGGGGCCCCGUGGACGUCAUCGACUACCACUCCCAGGAGACGGACGGCCUGGUGUGCCUGCUGAAGAAGCCCUGCAACCGGCCCAAGAACAUGCAGCCCAAGGCGGGGCCCUUUGAGGACCUCAAGGAGAAGCUGAUCCGCGAGUACGUCCGGCAGACUUGGAACCUUUCGGAGACGGAGCUGGAACAAGCCAUCAUCAGCCAGAGGCCUCAGCUGGAGAAGCUCAUCGCCACCACGGCCCAUGAGAAGAUGCCCUGGUUCCACGGCAAGAUCUCCCGGGAAGACUCUGAGCCCCUGCUGCAGAACGGACCCCGCAUCAACGGAAGAUUCCUAAUCCGUCAGAGGGAUGCCAGUUCGUACGCCCUGUGCCUGUUACAUGAAGGGCAGGCCAUGCACUAUCGCAUCGACAAAGACUCGUCUGCCAAACUCUCCAUACCAGAAGGCCGGAAAUUUGACACACUGUGGCAGCUGGUGGAGCACUAUUCCUACAAACCAGAUGGCCUUUUGUGUGUCCUGACCCAGCCCUGUUCACGAGGGGACGGAGACUUUGAUAAUAUAGCACCGUCUCUGCCACAAGAUCACCCUGGGGGGGCAGCCAGUGGAUUUUUCUCCAGACUCAAAAAUUACUCUGUUCCCAUUCCUGGAAAAAAAAAGAUUUGGGGAGGAUCACGCAACAACACAACAGACAAUCUUAAUCCUUACGAAGCUAACAUACCUCAUUAUGGAUCGAGCAAAGGCCCAGAGGCCAUGCCUAUGGACACGGAGGUGUACGAGAGCCCCUACGCAGACCCUGAUGAGCUGAGGAACUCGGUGGUGCUGCGGGAACACCUCAUCCUGGAGGACGGAGAGCUGGGUUCCGGGAACUUUGGAACCGUUCUGAAGGGCACCUACAAGAUGAAGAAGGCCCAGAAGCAGGUCGCGGUGAAGAUCCUGAAGAACAGCGACAACGACGGGGCGAUGCGUGACGAGAUGCUGCGGGAGGCCAACCUCAUGCAGCAGCUUGACAACCCCUACAUCGUCCGCAUGAUCGGCAUCUGCGAGUCGGAGAACCUCAUGCUGGUCAUGGAGCUGGCUGACCUGGGCCCGCUCAACAAGUUCCUCCAGAAGAACAGAUAUUUAAGCGUGAAGAACAUCACUGAGUUGGUGCACCAGGUGUCCAUGGGCAUGAAGUACCUGGAGGAGAACAACUUUGUCCACAGGGAUCUGGCGGCCAGGAACGUGCUGCUGGUCACACAGCACUAUGCGAAGAUCAGUGACUUUGGCUUGUCCAAAGCUCUCACCGAGGAGGAGAAUUACUAUAAGUCUAAAGGUCAUGGGAAGUGGCCUGUGAAGUGGUACGCACCAGAAUGUAUGAACUACCUGAAAUUUUCUUCAAAAAGUGACGUAUGGAGUUUCGGGGUCUUGAUGUGGGAGGCCUUUUCACUCGGGCAAAAACCCUACAAGGGGAUGAAAGGGAAUGAAGUCAUGCAGAUGAUUGAUAGUGGCAGGCGCAUGGAGCCUCCAGCCAACUGUCCAGACGAGAUGUAUGACCUCAUGAAGAAGUGCUGGAUAUUCAAGUUUGAGGAAAGGCCUGGAUUUGCAGUGGUUGAGCCAAGACUAAGAGAUUUCUACUAUGACAUUGCCCAGUGAUGGUUUCAUAUCAUCCUCUACUGGUACACGAAUAAACAAAGGAACAUGCAUUGCCGAAGAGGAACUGUUAGUAACCCCCUAUAAAAUAAAUUCCAAAUGCUCGUCUGUAUAUAUGCUCUUACCUUUUAUAUGUAGUUUUACAGGGAAACCAUGUUUGAUUGCUUUGUUAUGGGUCAUUUGAGGCAUUCAUAUAUGCGCUAAUACUAUGUUGGAAUGCAACACUUUGGAUGAACUUCGAAUGAAGUAGUCUAGACCUAUAUUUGUCCCAUAGUUGGUACUUUGAUAUUAAAGCAUGAAUCUCAAUGUAUCAACUAUGGGACAAAUAUAUAUAAGGAGAUCUUAUUAACUAAUGCUUCCUUUCAAACUAACUAAAUGUAAGAAAAAUUAAGCAUGUGCCUUUUAUGCGUGUUUGAAGUUUAGAAAAGUAGGCUAUACAAGUCCACGGGCAAAGAUGGCCAUAGGCGUGUGCUUGAAAUUGUUAUAUAAACAGUAAUUAGGACGAAAAUGUGUAUGCCAUAUAUGUCUAUCUAUAGUCAAUAAAGUAUUCUGCCUAAAGGUAGGGUAGACGAUUUGGAGAAGCUAGCCAAAGCGGGAUACAUUUUGAAGUAUCCAACCGAAGAUACCAACCCCUCCUCAGGUCGCAUUUAUGCAGUAUCUCACGAGAGGGAGUGCUGUUGUACUGAAUAUCAGCACGGCUGUGAUUUGGUCAUAGGUUCGAGGCCACAGGCCGGCAGCCAGGGUUAUUUCCUUAACUUCGUACUCUUCUGAUGACCAUUAUUAAUUUAAAUCAAAUGUUAUUUCAGGAAAAAUGUCCAUCUUUGCGGUGCAAAGUUUGUUGCUAUCUGAUUCUAAAUUACAUAAAGAUCUUUAAUAAUAGUAACGGUUAUUAAAACACCUGCAAAGCGGAGUGAACAUGUAUAGUUAAUAGUCCCAGUGCUGUUAUACUCUAUAUCAGCACUCAGGAUGCUUCUCGUCCAAUCUCAUUACUUGGUCGGAACUAACUGUUGUAUAAACAGUACCCUACAAAAACUAGCUUUAGCAAGGUCUGCCUAGCCUUGGGCAAUGCAGUCUCGCAGGUAGCGAUGACCAGCCAUGCAACAGAUACAGGAUUUUUGUAUAUUUUUUUGUCACUGCAUUUGAUUUAUUGUGUAUUUAAUCAAAUAUGAAAAAAAUGCUUCUAAAAUAAAUUGCCUACCCCUC